UCGUGCCGGUGCCGCAGUUCAAUUUUAACAAGUAAACAACUUCACUCUUUACUCUCCGAAUACCAAACCAAAGCUUAAUCUCACUCUCAGGCUCUUUGAACCAAUCUCACACUUCCAAAUUUAACAGCCUGGAAAAUAUCAUAAAGAAAGCAAAAGCAACUACAUCUCUUUUCUUCUUCAAAUGUUGAAGCUUUUCUCUGUUCAUCAGCGCCUUCUCAGCUUCCUCCACAUUCGUUUCUCUGUUCCUCAUCCUUCUCACAGGGAUUAGGAGGUGAGAUUUAUAGUUCUUUUGGUGUUUUCAAGUCUGAAAUUAAGAGGCAGAUGGCAGCUGAGCUCGUUAAUUCUGCAACGAGUGAUAAACUUCCUGAACUGGAUUGGACUAAGAAUAUCGAAAUAUGUGAAUCAGUGGCCCUUGAUCGGAGGCAAGCUAGAGAUGUUAUUAAAGCUAUUAAAAAACGGUUGGGGAGUAAGAAUCCAAAUGUUCAACUAUAUUCAGUGAUGUUGUUAGAAAUGUUGAUGAACAAUAUUGGAGAACCUGUUCAUAAAGAGGUGAUUGAUACCGGUGUUCUGCCUAUUCUUGUGAAGAUAGUAAAGAAAAAGACAGAUUUGCCUGUAAGGGAGAGAAUAUUUCUUCUACUAGAUGCCACACAAACAUCACUUGGUGGUGCUUCUGGAAAGUUCCCUCAGUACUAUUCUGCAUAUUAUGAUUUGGUGAGUGCAGGAGUACAGUUUCCCCAAAGGCCUCAUGCAACACAAACUAAUAAUCCUACUUCACAAGUAAAGAAAAAAAGUACACUUAAUGGGGAACUUGCUGCCGCCAGACAGGAAAUGUUUGCUCAGCAAGCAGAACCUGAAGUUGUUCCUGAAUCAAGUAUUAUUCAGAAGGCUAGCAAUGCAUUAGAAGUUUUGAGAGAAGUCCUUGAUGCUGUUGAUUCUCAAAAUCCUGAGGGAGCAAAGGAUGAGUUCACUCUUGAUCUUGUGGAACAGUGUUCAUUUCAAAAGCAGCGAGUGAUGCAUCUUGUGAUGACUUCUCGGGAUGAAAAAGUAGUUUCUCGUGCAAUUGAGUUAAAUGAGCAGCUUCAGAGAGUUCUCGCACGACACGAUGCCCUUAUCUCUGGUAGAUCUAUGCCUUCAGAUAGGUCUACAGUUUCAGAUAGAACUACUACAACUGCAACUCAUUUUAGCCUUGACGAAGCAGAGGGUGAAGAGGAGGAGCCUGAGCAGCUUUUCCGAAGAUUACGAAAAGGAAAGGCUUGUGCAAGGCCUGAAGAUGAGGACUCAGACGAACUCGUCUCCACUGGCAUGCUUGGGUCAUCCAUUCCAGGGGAGAGAGAGAGAUUGAACCGUCCCCUUAUAAGACCACUUCAAUCGGAUCAGUCAAACGAGCCUAAUGCAAAUCCUCCAGCAGUUGCAAUUCCACCUCCCCCUGCAAAACACAUGGAGAGAGAGAGAUUCUUUCAGGAAAAGAAGGUUGAUGGUUCUGCUGUGUCUGGCCAUAUGAGGGGUCUGUCAUUACAUAGUCGCAAUGCCAGCAGUUCUCGCAGUGGAAGUGUAGAUUUUAGCGACUGACCCUCAAACUAAAGAUAUUAUUAUAAAUUGUGGUUUUCUGGUUUGUUUUUAAUUGCUAGACUUUUUUAUAUGGUUUCCCAUAUUCUGCUA
Manihot esculenta (cassava) is the source of this 1659-nucleotide messenger RNA. RefSeq names its product TOM1-like protein 5. The record is from RefSeq and is a predicted model, not a curated record. Bases 322 to 1569 code for a protein of 415 amino acids. The transcript has 10 exons. Gene Ontology annotation, biological process: protein transport to vacuole involved in ubiquitin-dependent protein catabolic process via the multivesicular body sorting pathway. NCBI's taxonomy places the organism in Eukaryota, Viridiplantae, Streptophyta, Magnoliopsida, Malpighiales, Euphorbiaceae. Gene Ontology annotation, molecular function: ubiquitin binding; phosphatidylinositol binding.